Molecule: messenger RNA, 1743 nt
Organism: Pseudovirgaria hyperparasitica
Lineage: Eukaryota; Fungi; Ascomycota; Dothideomycetes; Acrospermales; Acrospermaceae
Product: vacuolar protein sorting-associated protein Vps17
Exons: 3
Coding region: 1-1743 (580 amino acids)
Biological process (GO): intracellular protein transport; retrograde transport, endosome to Golgi
Cellular component (GO): retromer, tubulation complex; endosome; retromer complex
Molecular function (GO): phosphatidylinositol-3-phosphate binding
Source: RefSeq, a predicted model, not a curated record
AUGGACUACUCGGCUGCUCUUCCCGAUGAGCCUGGUCCGGGUCACUCUCCAUGGGCAUCUUCACCUCAGCAUAAUCGCACCAGCUUUGGCGCCAACACGGAUGUUCCCUCCUCUCCACUGCCGGCACAGUCGCCAUACGGAGACGAUAGGCAGGACGGAGGCUUCAUGGGGGACCAAGAUACCCGCAGCACGUCGAGCCAUAAUGAUACCUUUGGCGAGAAUGGACGUGUGGAACAUCAGGACUUAACGCAACAACCACUGUCCCAACAGCAGCCUAAUUUGGAGCAGCAACAGAGACAGGGCCCGGAAAGAUAUCAUGGUGCCAGGGCCAGGCAAAGCCUGCCUCAAUACAAGCUUCAGGCAAAGGUUACAGGAUUAGAACGAACAGCGCGCAAAGAUCCUAUAUUUAGAUUCGACGUUUACACCAACCUGCCCAAGUUCCGCACCACACAAUUCCGUGAUGUUAGGAGAAUGCACUCAGAAUUUCAAAAACUGGCCGACCAUCUUAUAUCCGCGAAUCCAGAGGCACUCGUGCCUUCCCUUCCUCCUCCUUCAACCUCCGCAGGUGUUGGUACCGAUGAAGAUGAGGCGCGAGUGAAAGCGUCAAUACAAAGAUGGCUGAACACCGUCUGUGGAAAUGAUGUGCUCAUGCGCGACGAGGAAAUGAUGUUCUUUGUACAGAAUGACCCUGGUUAUAGCCCCGUGGUAAAGCGCAAACAACCAGCAACGGGUGUGCGAAGAAAAGUCAUUAAACAAUUCGCACCUCCUCCAGAUGAUACGCCUGAGCUAGCUGAAGCAAGGCCUGUAGUCAAGCUUUAUUACCUGGGAACCAUGGAUACCGGGCAGAAGAUGGAAAAGCUUGUGAAGCAAAGAAGAAGUCUUGGUCUCGCGGAAGCUGACCUUGGUGUCAAGAUGGGACAGAUGCAUGUACAGGAGCUCCAUCCAGGCCUCGCAAACGCAUACCGCAAACUCGGUAAGGUCAUCCAAGCGACUGGAGACUUUCACGCCGCACAAGGUACUGCGGAAGCCACAACACUUGGAGAUCCACUUCAAUACCAGUCUGCAGACGCUUUCAUCGUCAAGGAAACCCUCACAAACCGCCACAUCCUCCUCCGCGAACUCCUCCAAGCUCAACAAGCCACCCGUUCAAAACUCUCCGCGGCAGACCGCCUCAAGGCCUCUAGUAGCGUCCGCCGCGACAAAGUCGACGAGGCCAUCUCCGCGCUUGACGAAGCCAAAAGCCACGAGCAAUAUCUGACGCAGAAGUCGGAGCGCGUAACCAAGAAUUUGGUCCAGGAACGCCGCAAAUGGUUCGCACGCACCGCAGCCGAUCUGCGCUCCGCUAUACGCGAGUACGUGAUUCGCCAAAUCGAAGCGGAGCGUCGUACGCUCGCCACCCUUGAACAAGUACGCCCUGACAUCCGCUCAAUAGACGCCUCGGGCGGUCUAUCGCGUCUCGGCCGCGAAGCUCACCCUGCCCAAAGACGCGCCAACUUGGCCAGUAGCCAAGGUCCUAAGGGUGAUGCAUGGAGCGGUGUACCCAGGAGGCAGGAUGGGCUGAAUCGCAGUAUGAGUGGCAGCUUUACGUCUCCCAUUGAAGACGAGGAACAGGAGCAGGUCACGGAGGCGGGCAGAAAACGGGCGAGUAGUGGUGCAGGCAGUCUGUCGGGGGUCCAAGAGGAAGAUGAUGAUCGUGUCGAUGCUCGUAACGCAGCGAGUCGUUUAGCUACGACGACGUUUUAA